UCUAGCUUUACUUGCCUCCAUGCGGCAGAUUUCCCUCGAAAUUUCAAUUUGUGUGCAAGUUUUCUCGUGAAUGAUGUAUGAAGAGGAGGAUUGGGACGCCGAAUUAGAGGGCGGAACAACAUCAUCUGUAACAGUAAAGCCUCAAUAUUGCGCCUGGGAUAAUACCUACACCCAGUCUCCCUCUGUCAGUCAACGUCAGUCACCGAAGAUGCAACCUGAAAGAUCAAACGGAUUUGAAGGCCUACGGUCACGGGGCCGAGGAAAUUGGUCGUCAUCAAGAUCUGACAGAAGUGAUUGGCGAAAUCGUGAAGAGGAAGAUGCAUUUGAAAACAGGGGGUUUGGUCGAGGGGAUAGAGGGCGGGGUAGGGAAACUGGGCAACGCUCAAGACGGGGAGGAUCAUUUGGUGGUGGACGUCCACAGAGAAAUGACAGCAGUGAGAGGUCGGAUGGAAAUAGUUCAGCGAUGUAUGUUGAAUCCUCCCUAGUAGGAAGAAUCAUAGGUAAAGGUGGUUCUAAAAUCAGGGAAUUACAGGACAACAGUAAUGCAAGAAUUCAGGUGACGAGAGAAGAGAAUGAUAAUGGAGAGAUUAGAGUGGAGCUCUCAGGAUCUCCGGAGGCUGUGGCUAAAGCUAAAGAGCUGAUAGAGGAGACCAUUAAUCCAGUCAGCAGGGUGACCAGAUCUUUUGGAAGUAUGAACACUAAUCCAACAGAUUCAACCACUGGCAGUAACCCAGCACCGAUGAUAAACUGGGCAAUGAUACGAGCCAACAAGGAGGCCAACGAAAAAAUUAAAUUUGAAGGUCUCCCAGAAAUAAGGAAGAAUUUCUACAUAGAAGAUCCAGCUGUGGCUAACAUGCAUCCAGAGGAAGUGGCCCACAUAAGGAAGACAAAUAACAACAUUAUUGUGAAGGACCUCAGUAAAGAGGGAAACAAGAGAAUUCCUAACCCAGUCAGGACGUUUGAGGAGGCAUUCCAGCAUUACCCUGAAAUUUUGGACACCAUUUAUAAUCAGAAUUUUAAAGAGCCAUCACCCAUUCAGAAACAAGCAUGGCCUGUGUUGUUACAAGGAGAUGACUUGAUAGGAAUAGCACAGACUGGAACAGGGAAAACUCUGGCAUUCUUAUUACCAGCAUUUAUACACAUAGACCAGCAACCGGUACCAAGGGAGGAGAGAGGUGGACCAAAUGUCCUGGUUUUAUCACCAACUCGCGAGUUAGCUCUACAGAUAGAGGCAGAGGUGAAAAAAUUCCACUACAGAGGAAUAAAAAGUGUUUGUGUGUAUGGUGGGGGGAACAGACGGGAGCAGAUUAAUGUCGUCACCAAAGGAGUAGAAAUCAUUGUAGCCACCCCAGGGAGACUUAACGACCUCGUCAUGAAUAAGAUUGUGAACGUUAAGUCUGUCACUUACCUGGUUCUUGAUGAAGCUGACCGCAUGUUAGACAUGGGUUUUGAGCCGGAAAUCAAGAAAAUUUUGUUGGACAUUCGGCCAGACAGACAAACAGUCAUGACAAGCGCUACUUGGCCCCCUGGAGUCAGAAGAUUAGGAGAGAGCUACCUCAAAGAUCCCAUACAAGUGUUUGUUGGUUCCCUAGAUUUAGCAACUUGUCACUCUGUCACACAGUUCAUAGAAAUUGUCGACCAGGAAGACAAGAAGGAGAGGGUUGUGAGGUUUAUAUUGGAGGAAAUGGAAGAGGAGGACAAGGUUCUGGUUUUUGUGGGAAAAAAAUUAACGGCUGAUGACCUGUCCAGUGAUUUAUCUCUGAAGAUGAUCAACUGUCAGUGUAUUCAUGGAGACAGAGAACAGUGUGACAGAGAGCAGGCUUUAGAGGAUUUUAAGCUGGGACACACUAGGAUUCUUGUAGCUACUGAUGUCGCUUCCAGGGGGCUGGACGUUAAAGACAUUACACAUGUUUUUAAUUACGAUUUUCCUCGGAACAUGGAGGAGUACGUUCAUAGAGUCGGUAGGACUGGCAGGGCAGGUAAGACGGGUAAAUCCAUCUCUCUGUUGACGCGCUCAGACUGGAGGUCCGCCACUCACCUGAUUGAGAUACUGGAGGAGGCAAAUCAGAUUGUGCCAGAUGAGCUGGCUAGUAUGGCAGAAAGAUAUGAAGCACACAAACAGAAACUGAAUGAGGAGCGUGCCAAUGGUAUAUUUCGUCCACGGGGCGGGGGAAGGGGGCGACGGAGGGAAGAGGGGGUAUACCUCUGUAUGGAUGGUGUACCAUGAAGUCACCAACAAACAUCUAAGGAACCAGUGUGCAGAAAAGUAUAAAAGUAACUGAGUCCAUUGGUGCCAAAUGAUGUCUGUAAAGCCCGGCAUCCAUUACUUAUGCCUAACAAAUCUAAGUGCAAUAUUGUGUACUAAUCUGAAAUUGAAGUCAUCACAAAUGGACCAUAUUUUGUUAUUUUUUUUAGUUUUGCUUAAGAAAAUUGAGUACAUGUGUCUCUUUUUUUAUUUUCAGUGAAACAUUCAGAUAAAUGUUUUUUUACCAAUUAUUAGUAAAAAAUUUAUACUUUGUUCACAGUUCAUCCAGGGUAUAAACAUUAAAUAAACUUAAUCAAGAAUU
Saccostrea cuccullata (small rock oyster) is the source of this 2567-nucleotide messenger RNA. Its product is annotated as probable ATP-dependent RNA helicase DDX43. Lineage: Eukaryota; Metazoa; Mollusca; Bivalvia; Ostreida; Ostreidae. Bases 71 to 2227 code for a protein of 718 amino acids. The transcript is spliced from 20 exons. The record is from RefSeq and is a predicted model, not a curated record. Gene Ontology annotation, molecular function: RNA binding; ATP binding; RNA helicase activity.